Diprion similis is the source of this 4257-nucleotide messenger RNA. RefSeq names its product lateral signaling target protein 2 homolog. Gene Ontology annotation, molecular function: metal ion binding. The transcript is spliced from 6 exons. Gene Ontology annotation, cellular component: early endosome membrane. The coding region runs from base 293 to 4192 and encodes 1299 amino acids. NCBI's taxonomy places the organism in Eukaryota, Metazoa, Arthropoda, Insecta, Hymenoptera, Diprionidae. The record is from RefSeq and is a predicted model, not a curated record.
AGUGCGACGCGGUUGGACACGGUACUGACGCCUAUCGGUCAACUUUACAAUCAUGCAUCGCAAGUGGAUUAUUUAGAUUUGUGCAAUCGAGGGAUUCGCGUGCAUAUCGUCCCGCAUCGACGGCGAACAAGGGGCGCUAUAAGACGCUGAAUUCGAGGUGCCUGCAAGUGUGCGUUUGCGGUUAGAAAUGUGUAGCUCAUAGCGAGCGUGUCAGCCGUGCGCUGAGAGGCCGUGAGUUCGUUGGCGUGGAUUUACUUCGUUUGUUUCUCGCCUGCCAGCCAGCUCCGUUGUCAUGGAGUCCAUAAGAAAAUGGUUCUACAGGCCCAAGAGAGACGACACAUCGCUGCUUGCGCAGUUUUUCUACGCCGAUGAAUCUUUGAACGCGGUUGCAUGUGAGUUGGAUUCAUUUGACGGUCGACAAGAGCCGGAGAGAUGCACAACGCUUGUCAAUCAGCUGCGACAUUGUCAAGACAAAGUUUUGACGAUAUGCAAUCAAAUUAUGGACGACCUUAUUCCUGAGAAUCGAGCUAAUAGAGAUUUUAGGGUCAAAUUUCCUGACGAUGUAAUGCAGGAAAAUCUUGCCGGGCAGCUUUGGUUUGGCGCCGAAUGUCUUGCGGCUGGUUCAUCCAUCAUCAAUCGAGAAGCUGAAAGCGCCGCAAUGAGGCCACUCGCCAAGGCUCUUACUAAGUCUUUGGAAAUUGUUAGAAAUUUACUCAGAGAUCACGCUCUCAAGGGUCACAUGAAUCUAAAGGCUCAAAAUCCACUGGAACCGUCGUUAGAGAAGCUGAUAGAGUCACUGAAGAUAUUCGAUCGUUUAUUCGCCGAUUUUGAGUUAUGUUAUGUCGGAGCUAUGGUUCCAGUGAAAUCAACCAAAGAGUACGAACAUCAGGAGCUCGUUUGUGUCCUAUUUUCGGAAACACUUCAAAGAGCCCUCGAACGAGGUCUGUUGAGGCAGGCGGAUGUAGACAACUACGAACCGGCUCUGAUGUUCACGAUACCGCGAUUGGCGAUCGUUUCUGGCUUAUUAGCGCCUCCAGGAGGGCCGUUGUGCUUGAAUUCGGCCGAUACUUUGAGCGAGAUGUUCAGACCGUUUAGAACCUUGCUUUUGAAAAUAAGAGAACUACUCUGGACAUUGAACAACCGGGAGUUGUACAUGCUGGAGAAAUUGCUUUGCUCGAACGAAGAACCGUCAGCGCCGUUGACGCAAGGGACGAAAUCAAUUUGCCAAGAUUUUCCUGACCUCGAGGAAUUUGUACAUAAUUUUUAUACGGGGUAUCCAAAUUGUAAAGAGUUCAUUGUUGAUUUUUAUACUGUGACGAAAAAUACUGGGAACAAUAUGGACGAAGUGGCGAACGACGCUGUUCAAAUAAUUGACGAAGACUGUAAUAAUAUGACUGAUACACGUGAUACCAACAACGUAGAUGUAUCGAGUUUGGAGUACAGAUCUCAAAAUGAUAAGAGUAAGCAGUGUUGUAAGAAUGAAACAAUAAUAAAUACAAGGCCUGAAAACUUAAUCUUGUCAGUGGAUGGUGAGGAAAGUCAUCACGGUGUUGGUCGUAAUGCGAUAACCGAGGCUAAUGCUGUGAUUCAUAGUCAAGACAAAGAAACUGCGCGUAUACUAAGGAUACUGGGAGAGAAUGGUGAAAAUUCAGGAAGAUCGAUCAGAUCGUGUAAAGAGGACGAACAGAGUUCUCGCAGCUGUGAAAUAGUUGAGUUGAGUUCAGUAAAUAUCGUUCCUAGGCAAGAAGACUUAAAUAGCACAGUUGAUAGUCUGAACAAUUCGGGACAGAGUGAUAAUAAUCCAGGUAUAAAUACUCAUAAUUUGGAUGCAGAAAGCGAGGGGAGUUCGACUAGCAGCGCGGCACCACUCUCUGUAAAUAACUUAUCAAAAGAAGAGAGCAGGCGAGACAGCUUGCAGAAUGACGAAAGCUAUUUAAACCCUGAUAUCUCUGAAAUCUUGGGAACGUCGGAAAGUAACGAAGUUUUGCAAACGCAAUAUCUACUUAACCAGGUGUCGCAUGAAAACAACGUUACUGGUGACGGAAUGCAUGUACAAAAUUCUCUGCCUGACAUCGAAUCGAAAAAGCUGAUAUCCGAGGCUAAUAAAACACUGUCUAAUUUAUUGUCGGAUGGCGAAUGUCCAAAUGAGAUCUCUGAACAAACUGACUCUGGUAUAUGCACUGUGAUAUCGUCUGAAAACACAAGUCUCUAUGACAAAAGUCCCGAAGAGAAGAGAACCUUCCCACGUGAUGCUGAACACAAUUGCGAAGAUGAUGAGGAGGAUAUUGAAGAAAAUACAAGCUACUCUUGUUCCAAAAUAAAUUCGCCAAAACGAAAGAAUUCUAACAUAUCAGAAAAUUCUUGCGUUUGUAGCCUGCGAAGCUCAAAGACUGUUACUUCAUUGGAUAGUUCGAUUGAAGUCCAUGCUUUAAGUUCAAACGGUUUAGAUAGCGCUAAAAACAUUCCAAAGAUAUCUUCGAAUUUUGAUGGUACGAACGAAGAAUUUGUUGGUUUAGCUUAUGGUAAUGGUCAGAUAUCUGUUUGCGAAGCAAAUCAAACCAGCUUUCAGAUAAACUAUUCUGAAAAUUGGGAGAAUUUGAAUCUUAACAUUGACGCGUCGACAUCGCGAAAAGAAUUCUGGAGUGACUUGAAGUGUGAAAAUUGUCCAUCAACAUCGCAGAAGAUAGACGUGAUUGGUAAUAAGAUAGAAAAGUAUGCCCAGGACAAAAUCGCAAUCAAAAAAUUAAAAGAAGACAAACAGAGGAGGAGAUACUUGAGAAAGUAUGAAAGACGGGGGAUCAGGAAAGAACAUGAUGAUACUGCAAAGGUUUGCAGAAGCGUGCAAAAUUUACAAGUGCCUACAAGUACGGAAAGUUCAAGGUCAAAUUCCACGGAUCGAAGUUUAAAUCCAAGACUGACAAGUUUCGGUGCCACGUUACAUCCAAGUCAAAAUACACGACAAAUGCCGAAUUUUGGUAGUCACAGUCCGCAUAUGAGUCCACGUUUGCAACAUUUUGAAACGCGAAGUGUGCACAGCUGUCUUCAGUACACAACGUCAUAUGUGCAAAAGCUGCACAGAAAUUCGUCGCUGCAAAACAGAAAGCUCUUAGAUCACCGAAGAUCGAGAUCGGAACAGUUGGCUAGGAUGAAAAAAAGGGACUUGGGGAAAAGAGAUAAGCAUGACAAGCACAUGGGAGCCGGGACCGACAAUGCUAGCAAUAUUAAGAAGAAACUUACGACAAAAGAAACUACAAGCUUAAUUAACGAUGGCUUAGGUCGCAGAACAGAUAAAAAUGGUUUACCAACUGAGCCUGUACAAACUACGUCCGAAAGUGGUCAUCAUUUUCAACCGCAAAGUUCAAGAGAAGUUUUCUCUACCAAUGGAAAUUCCCAAAGAGCAACAAGGCUGGUUAACCCUGCGGUUGUCGCCAGAGCACAUCCUACUAGCCUCGAAAUAGUUUUGGUACAGAGAAAAGACAUUGGGUCGAGUUCGAGCUGUUCCAGCUACUGCGAUUCCAGCUCAGAAACAAGCGAGUUUCAAAGCGAUUGUCAGGAUGAUGAGGAAAUCGCACUUGCUAUGCAAGCCGCUGAAAUUGCAAACAGAAACCAAAUCAGAGCGAAAUUCAGAUCGUCUGAGGAUUUGGUCCAUCGGUUGUUUGUAUGCAUCGCAGGAGUAGCCGAUCAGUUGCAAACAAACUUUGCCUCAGACUUGAGAAACAUCUUGAAGUGCGUAUUCCUCAUGAACAGUAGUCAGACGCCAGAUGAGAUAGAGCCUGUGAAGGCUGAAAGUUUCGAUUCCUCUACUCAACCAGACGCUGCUCCAAUAGAGACUGAAGAAAGAAGCAAUCCGGAGCAGGAAAUUCCAGAUGAUCAAAACGAAUUGAACGAAACAACACCAACGAACGAAAGAAUAUCGCCAAUAACUGAGCGUGGGGAAGAAUGUGUGGAGCGUGCCCCGGCCUGGAUACCGGAUCAAGAUGCUCCAAGAUGUAUGGCCUGUCAUGCAGCUUUCACCGUAGUGAGACGUAGGCACCAUUGCAGAAAUUGUGGUAAAGUAUUUUGUGGCCGGUGUAGUAACAACAACGUACCGCUACCCCGAUAUGGUCAUACAAAACCAGUAAGAGUUUGCAAUCGAUGUUUUCUUUACCAAGUAACACCGUUCACUGUAUCAGAGGUAGCGAUUACAAGCUGAAUGCCUCAGAAAAUAUAUUCAAGAAGAAUGCAAUCAUUAGGCAAAGCUUACGUUGAAUUUAAAAU